Molecule: messenger RNA, 992 nt
Organism: Ceraceosorus guamensis
Lineage: Eukaryota; Fungi; Basidiomycota; Exobasidiomycetes; Ceraceosorales; Ceraceosoraceae
Product: DJ-1
Exons: 4
Coding region: 153-803 (216 amino acids)
Biological process (GO): guanine deglycation, glyoxal removal; protein deglycation, glyoxal removal
Cellular component (GO): nucleus; cytosol
Molecular function (GO): protein deglycase activity
Source: RefSeq, a predicted model, not a curated record
ACGCAUUUGAUCGCCUCCUCAUCUCAUUCAUCAAGGCACCACUUUAGCAACCCCGCCAAUCGACUGGCUUCCAUCGGACACGAUAACACAGCAGCGCUGGGAACGCGGUCCUGUGUCCAGUUGACUGCCCUUGCAUCCCGCAGCUUGCAAGGAUGACAGCUCCACGCGCAUUGAUCUUCAUUGCGCAGGGCACAGAGGAAACAGAGUUUGUGGCCACGUAUGAUGUGCUGGUCAGAGGGGGCGUACAAGUCACUUCGGUCCAUGUCGGUUCUUCCAACCACAACGCUCAAGAUCCUCAUGCUGCCGAACUAGUCAAGUGUUCUCGAGGCGUGCUGAUCAAGCCGGACAAGAAGCUGGACGAGCUAGCUGGCAAGAUCGUCUUUUCAUUCAUCGGCAUUGUUUGCACUCGUGUCGCUAAUCAGGCGCUAGAGUACGACGCGUUCAUCGUUCCAGGAGGGAAUGAAGGCUCAGCCACCAUUUCGGCCAACGAGGAUGUUCAAGCUUUGUUGAGCGCCGCUUACGGCAAGGGAAAAGUGGUGGCUGCUAUAUGCGCAGGCAGUCUAGCUAUCAAAGCAGCAGGAGUAGCAAAGGAUAGUCCCAUCACUUCUCAUCCUUCCGUCAAGGAUCAGCUGGACGCAGAGUAUCACUACAAGGAGGAUAGCGUGGUUGUCAGCGAUAAGCUCAUCACUAGUCGAGGGCCGGGAACAUCGCUUCACUUUGGUCUUGCAAUCGUCGAGGCACUGCAGGGCAAGGAGAAGAGGGAUGAGAUCGAGAAACCUUUGAUGCUGCCCUCCAACGCCUGACUAGCAUGGCAUCCUAGCCCAGCACACGGCUCAGCGAGCCGUCUCUGACGAAUACGGAGCGAGACGAGCCCGUUGAUUAUCUUCUGCAUGAUCGCUUGCGCAAGGUGCAUGAAGUCGAUGUCAAUAUCCAAUGAUCGAUUCAUAGCGCCACGCGAUCGUGCAGCCCUGCAUCUCAGUUGAAGGAAGAGU